AUGGGCUUGUCACCAACCAUCGCUCGUCCAUUGCAGCUGAUCACUCGCUUCUUGCAGUGGUCCAGUGCUGUCAUCGUCAUGGGCCUGACUUCAUACUUCAUCCACCGUGGUCCCCGUGGCCAGCACACCAUCUAUCAGGAAGUCAUCUCUACCAUCUCGGUGGUCUUCUUCCUUCCAGCUUUCGUUUCGCCGUUCUUCCCCUCUUCGCUCAGCAGACUCGUGCUCGCCAUCGACGUCGUAUUCUCCUACCUCUGGUUGACUGCCUUCAUCUUUGCCGCACAAGACUAUGAUAGAGGCAACUGCCGCGAAGCUAUCCCCGCAGGCCUUGACUGCAAGCGCAAGAACGCCAAUGAAGCUUUCAUCUUCCUAGCUUUCAUCUUCACCUUCUUUGGCAUGAUCAUUGAAGUCGUCGCCCUCUGGUACUAUCGCAAUGAGAACAGCACUUCCAACCGCUCGGCCACUGAGGAUAAGGUCAAUCAUGCGGCCCGUCAGCCUAUGGAUGCCCCCGCAGCCCCUGCAGCCCCUGCCGGAACUGUGUAA
Molecule: messenger RNA, 540 nt
Organism: Penicillium coprophilum
Lineage: Eukaryota; Fungi; Ascomycota; Eurotiomycetes; Eurotiales; Aspergillaceae
Product: MARVEL domain-containing protein
Exons: 4
Coding region: 1-540 (179 amino acids)
Cellular component (GO): membrane
Source: RefSeq, a predicted model, not a curated record